CGCUCUUUUUAAAUGAUCUCUCAGCGCCAAAACACAUCCAGCGGGAAGCUGAUCAAAACACAGCGCUACUGACAAGAUGACAUUACUGUUUGAAGCUUCCUGUCCUGAUGGUCUGUGUCCAGGAUGGAGUGUCAUCCUGAAAGGAGAAACCCCAGCAGAAGCCAACAAGUUUGAGAUUAAUUUCCUGUGUGAUCGGGAUGACAGAAUAGCCUUCCAUUUCAACCCCCGUUUCACUGAGUCUGAUAUCGUCUGCAACUCUUUCAUGGCAAACCACUGGGGACAGGAGGAGAAGUGCAGCAACUUCCCCCUUGGAAUAGAGGAGCCUUUCCAGAUUGAGAUUUACUCUGACAAUGAUAACUUCCAUGUUUACAUUGAUGACUCCAAGAUCAUGCAGUACAAACAUCGUGUGGAAGACCUGAAGACCAUCACUAAAGUACAAGUGGUGAACGACGUCAAAAUCUCCUCUUUGGAGAUCACCAAAAAACAUUUUUACUGAGGCUUUGUAAUAAGGCAAAAAAGAACUAUGAGAAGAUUAAUCUGAAGUAGCCUUUGUUUGUUUACGGUGGAUUAUUGUAUGUUUUGCAUUUUUGUUUACACAACUUUAAAUACCAGUGAUUAUCCUCUUGAGUUAAUUAUUUGCCUGUAAAGGUGUGAUUAUUGGUAUUGAUAUGCCUUAUCUGAACUCCAUAUUCAUAUGAAUCUAUGAAUAAAUGGGAGGUUUGAAAAUA
Molecule: messenger RNA, 728 nt
Organism: Myxocyprinus asiaticus (Chinese sucker)
Lineage: Eukaryota; Metazoa; Chordata; Actinopteri; Cypriniformes; Catostomidae
Product: grifin
Exons: 4
Coding region: 77-496 (139 amino acids)
Molecular function (GO): carbohydrate binding
Source: RefSeq, a predicted model, not a curated record